GUCGCUUUCCCUUGUCAGUAGAGCGGCGGCGGCGGUGCUGUCAAGGGGUUCGUUCCUCCGCGCGGGGCCUUGGCUGCUUCUCGCCAUCCCGGGAGGGCAGCUCCGUAAUGGGGCUCGGCGGCGGCCUCUUCCCCGCUAGCUGCCUCGCCGGUCGCGACCUCCCGGGAAGCCGUUAGUUUCGCCGUGGCGCCGGUGUCGCUCCGCCCUUCCCUGCACUGAGCUAACACUAGAAGACCCUGUGGAAAUCCUUGAAUUUUAAUUUCUGGAGUGCACCCAAGAGACCAUCAAAAUGUCAGGAGCUUCUGUAAAAGUAGCUGUUCGGGUCAGACCUUUUAAUUCCCGAGAGACCAGCAAAGAGUCCAAAUGCAUCAUCCAAAUGCAAGGAAAUUCAACCAGUAUUUUGAAUCCAAAGAAUCCGAAAGAAGCACCCAAAUCCUUCAGCUUUGACUAUUCGUACUGGUCCCAUACCUCGUCUGAGGAUCCUUGCUUCGCCUCUCAAAACCGUGUCUACAACGACAUCGGGAAAGAAAUGCUCCUCCACGCCUUUGAAGGCUACAACGUCUGCAUCUUUGCAUAUGGCCAAACUGGAGCGGGGAAAUCUUACACCAUGAUGGGGAAGCAGGAGGAGAACCAGGCAGGGAUCAUCCCACAGUUGUGCGAAGAGCUCUUUGAGAAGAUCAACGACAACAGCAACGAGGAAAUAUCUUACUCUGUGGAGGUCAGUUACAUGGAGAUCUAUUGCGAGAGAGUCCGAGACUUACUGAACCCCAAAAACAAAGGGAAUUUGCGGGUCCGGGAACACCCGCUACUUGGGCCUUACGUAGAAGACCUGUCCAAGCUUGCGGUCACUUCUUACACUGAUAUUGCAGACCUCAUGGAUGCUGGGAAUAAAGCGAGGACGGUAGCAGCUACCAACAUGAACGAGACCAGCAGCCGUUCUCAUGCUGUCUUCACCAUUGUUUUUACUCAGAAGAAACUCGAUGUUGAAACAAACCUUUCCACCGAGAAGGUUAGCAAAAUCAGCCUGGUGGAUCUCGCUGGGAGUGAGAGAGCGGAUUCUACUGGGGCCAAAGGGACUCGACUAAAGGAAGGGGCAAACAUCAACAAGUCCCUCACCACGCUGGGGAAAGUGAUUUCGGCCUUGGCGGAAGUGGAUAACUGCACCAGCAAGAGUAAGAAGAAAAAGAAAACGGAUUUUAUUCCGUACAGAGAUUCUGUGCUGACCUGGCUGCUUCGGGAAAACCUAGGUGGCAACUCCAGAACCGCCAUGGUGGCUGCUUUGAGCCCAGCAGACAUAAACUAUGACGAAACAUUAAGCACAUUACGAUAUGCAGAUCGGGCCAAGCAAAUCAAAUGCAACGCAGUGAUCAACGAGGAUCCCAACGCCAAGCUGGUACGGGAACUGAAGGAAGAAGUCACACGGCUCAAAGAUCUCCUUCGCGCUCAAGGGCUUGGAGACAUCAUUGACAUUGAUCCCCUGGACGAUUUCUCGGGAGGUGGAUGCAAAUAUCUGAAAGAUUUUCAGAACAAUAAGCACAGAUACUUGUUAGCCUCCGAGAAUCAACGUCCUGGCCAUUUUUCCACAGCAUCCAUGGGCUCGCUCACUGCAUCUCCAUCUUCCUGCUCUCUCAGUAGUCAGGUGGGCUUAACUGCUGUCUCCAGCAUCCAAGAACGGAUCAUGUCCACACCUGGAGGAGAGGAAGCCAUUGAACGUCUGAAGGAAUCUGAGAAAAUCAUUGCAGAGCUGAAUGAAACCUGGGAGGAGAAAUUGAGGAAGACCGAAGCAAUUCGGAUGGAGAGGGAAGCGCUCUUAGCUGAGAUGGGAGUUGCCAUCCGAGAAGAUGGGGGCACCCUUGGCGUCUUCUCACCCAAAAAGAUAUUCACACCAAGGCCUUGUGAUUUGUUGGCGGGUUCCAGUGGGGUGUUUUCCCCAAAGAAGACCCCUCAUCUAGUAAACCUGAACGAGGAUCCACUGAUGUCAGAGUGCCUGCUUUAUUACAUCAAGGACGGCAUAACCAGGGUGGGCCAGGCGGAUGCCGAGCGGCGCCAAGACAUCGUCCUGAGCGGAGCUCAUAUCAAAGAGGAGCACUGCAUUUUCCGCAGCGAGAGGAACCCCAAUGGCAGUGUGAUUGUUAGCCUGGAGCCGUGCGAAUGCUCAGAAACCUACGUCAACGGCAAGAGGGUGGUGCAGCCGGUCCAGCUGCGUUCAGGAAAUCGCAUCAUUAUGGGCAAAAACCACGUCUUCCGCUUCAACCACCCUGAGCAGGCCAGGGCCGAAAGAGAGAAGACGCCGUCGGCUGAGACGCCCUCCGAGCCGGUCGACUGGACUUUUGCCCAGAGAGAAUUGCUGGAGAAGCAGGGAAUCGAUAUGAAGCAGGAGAUGGAGAAAAGACUUCAAGAGAUGGAGAUUCUGUACAAGAAGGAGAAGGAAGAAGCAGAUCUCUUACUGGAGCAGCAGAGGCUGGACUACGAAAGCAAGCUCCAGGCCUUGCAGAAGCAGGUGGAGACCCGCUCCUUGGCUGCCGAGACGAUGGAGGAAGAGGAAGAAGAAGAGGAAGAGGAGGUGCCUUGGACUCAGCACGAGUACGACCUUGCCCAGUGGGCUUUCCGCAAAUGGAAGUUCCACCAAUUCACCUCUUUACGAGAUCAGCUGUGGGGCAACGCAGUCUAUCUGAAGGAAGGCAACGCCAUUAGUGUGGAGCUGAAAAAGAAGGUACAGUUCCAGUUUGUUCUGCUGACCGACACGCUCUACUCCCCGUUACCGCCGGAGCUGCUACCCGCUGACUCAGACAAGCCCCGCAGCCAGUGCCCCUUCCCUCGCACGGUGGUGGCAGUAGAGGUCCAGGAUCUAAAGAACGGCGCUACUCAUUACUGGUCUCUGGAAAAACUCAGGCAGAGGCUGGAGCAGAUGAGAGAAAUGUACGACCGAGCCGGAGAGAUGGCCUCCGACGCCCAGGAAGACAACGAGGGCACCAUGACGGGCAGCGACCCUUUCUACGACCGAUUCCAUUGGUUCAAGCUGGUUGGGAGUGUUCCGUUAACCGAUAUAUCUAGCUCCCCCAUUUUCCACGGCUGUGUGAAUGAGCGCCUGGCUGACCGCACGCCCUCCCCCACUUUCUCCACCGCCGAUUCCGAUAUCACGGAGCUGGCCGACGAGCAGCAGGACGAGAUGACGGAUUUUGACGACGAGGCCUUUGUGGACGACACGGGCUCCGACGUCGGGACCGAGGAGGGAUUGGACUGCUUCAGUGAUGGGCAGGACCCGUUUUACGACCGGUCCCCUUGGUUCAUUUUGGUGGGAAGGGCAUUUGUCUACUUGAGCAAUCUUCUCUAUCCAGUCCCCCUCAUCCACAGAGUGGCUAUUGUCAGUGAGAAGGGAGAAGUACGCGGAUUCCUGCGUGUGGCAGUCCAAGCUAUAGCUGCCGACGAGGAAGCCCCCGAUUACGGCUCUGGCGUUCGGCAGUCUGGCACCGCCAAGAUCUCAUUUCAUAACGAGUAUUUUGACAAGAGCAACUUUUCAUCCGUGUCCCUGACUCGUUCCGGAUUGUCCUUGGAAGAAUUGAGGAUCGUCGAGGGAGAAGGGCAGAGCACGGACGUUAGCACGCCCCCCGAAGAAAUCAACAGGAUCAAUGAGUUGGACCUGAAAUCCACCCCCCUGUUGGAUGGCAAGAUGGCCAUGGAAGGGUUUACUGAGGAGAUGGGGGACCACCUGAAACUGGGCAGUGUCUUUACGUUCCGGGUGACGGUGCUCCAGGCCAGCGGGAUCCUCCCAGAAUACGCAGACAUCUUCUGCCAAUUCAACUUUCUCCACCGGCACGAUGAGGCUUUCUCCACUGAGCCUCUGAAAAAUAAUGGCCGAGGGGCCCCACUUGGAUUUUAUCAUGUCCAAAACAUCUCCGUGGAAGUGACCGAAUCCUUUGUCGAAUACAUCAAGACCAAGCCCAUUGUCUUUGAAGUCUUUGGACACUAUCAGCUCCAUCCACCACAUCUGCAGGGACAGGAACUCAACAGCCCUGCCCAACCAUCCCGGCGAUAUUUCCCUCCUCCCAUGCCACUCUCCAAACCAGACCAUGAGAGAAAAAUUGAACUGGUCAAGUAUCUCAUGUCUGGCUAUGUAAGCGUGCCCGUGCUCGACGCCAUGUCCCAGCAUGCCAACGUGCUUGCGACCUCGGCCGUGGCAACUUUCCGAGACGACGCUGACCAGUCGCCUCCGCCUUUUCUCUCUCUGCCUGUCCCCAGCUGUCAGGCCCAACGCUUCCCCAAGCAAGAUGUCCCGGCCACCAAACUCAACACGAUGAACAAAGCCAACUUGGGGCAGAGCAUGACCAAAUACGAUCUCCUGGUUUGGUUUGAGAUUAGCGAACUGGAACCGACGGGAGAGUACAUCCCGGCCAUUGUUGAUCACACUGGAGGUCUCCCCUGCCAAGGCACAUUCUUGCUUCACCAGGGAAUACAGCGGAGGAUCACCAUUACCAUCAUCCACGAGAAAGGCAACGAGCUCCACUGGAAAGAUGUGAGAGAACUGGUAGUCGGGCGCAUCCGGAACAAAGCCGAAGUGGACGAAACGGCCGUGGAUGCCGUCCUGUCGCUCAACAUCAUCUCCGCAAAAUACCUGAGGGUUUCUCACAGCUCCAACAGGCUCUUCCUUGAUAAGGAUAUGCCUAGAACUUUCUACCGCUUUGAGGCUGUCUGGGACAGCUCCCUGCACAACUCUCUUCUUUUGAACCGGGUGACCCCCUAUGCUGAGAAGAUCUACAUGACCCUCUCGGCUUACCUGGAGCUGGAUCACUGCAUCCAACCGGCCGUCAUCACCAAAGACAUCUGCAUGAUCUUCUACUCCCGGGACGCCAAGAUUUCGCCUCCCCGCUCGCUGCGCAGUCUCUUUGGACGUGGCUACUCGAAGACCCCAGAUUCCAGCAACCGAGUAACUGGGAUCUACGAGUUGAGCUUGUGCAAAAUGUCGGACACCGGAAGCCCAGGAAUGCAGAGGAGGAGACGGAAAGUCCUGGAUACCUCCGUGGCCUACGUCCGAGGGGAAGAAAACCUGGCAGGGUGGAGACCCCGAGGAGACAGUCUGAUCCUGGAGCACCAGUGGGAACUGGAGAAGUUGGAGCUGCUGCAUGAGGUGGAGAAGACGCGUCACUUCCUGCUGCUGCGCGAGAAGAUCAGCGACGGCCUGCCCAAGUCCCUAAGUGACUCGCUCUCCCCCAGCCUGAGCAGCAGCACCCUCAGUACCUCUACUAGUAUCUCCUCGCAGAUCUCCUCCGCUACCUUUGAGAGCGCCAUCACCCCCAGCGAGAGCAGCGGCUACGACUCGGCCGACAUCGAGAGUCUGGUGGAGCGGGAGAAGGAGCUAGCUACCAAGUGCCUUCAGCUUCUUACUCAUUCUUUCAACCGCGAAUUUAACCAGGUCUACAACAGCAUCAGCGAUUGUAAGCUGUCCGACAUCUCUCCGAUCGGGCGGGAUUCUUCGGUCUCCAGCUUCAGCAGCUCCACCCUCACCCCGUCCACCACCUGCCCCUCGCUGUCCGAUUCGAGGUACAACUCUGUGGAUCAGAAAACUCCCGAAGCAAAUUCUCGGGCCUCUAGCCCUGGACUGGAGGCAGAGCCGUUCCAGUUGACACCCCCUGCUGAAGUUUCUUAUUUGGCGCGAGCCGGGAAAAAUGAGUUUUUGAACCUCGUUCCGGAUAUUGAGGAAAUCCGGCCUGGAUCCGUGGUCUCCAAGAAAGGCUACCUGCACUUCAAGGAGCCCCUCUCCCCUUCGUGGGCCAAGCAUUUUGUGGUGGUGCGCCGCCCGUACGUCUUCAUCUACAAUAGCGACAAAGAUCCGGUGGAGAGGGGGAUCAUCAACCUCUCCACGGCUCAGGUGGAGUACAGCGAGGAUCAGCAGGCCAUGGUGAAGACACCAAACACCUUUGCCGUCUGCACCAGACACCGCGGCGUCCUCCUUCAAGCGCUCAAUGACAAAGACAUGAGCGACUGGCUGUACGCCUUCAACCCCCUCCUUGCUGGCACGAUACGGUCCAAACUCGCGCGAAGACUCUCCGGACAGCUGAAGUACUGAGUCCCUGGGGAAUUCUCACGCAAUUUUUAUUUUCUCCCAAAUCCACCUUCAGCUAUAGAUAAAACCCUCCCUUCUCAUUUUCUCUGUGAUACUUGAGUGGCCCCUUUUCUUUGUAUUUAACCCUGUGGCUUUAACUUGGCUGACUUCCAGCACUUUCCCACCUUCUUUCCUCUCUCUCUCUCUUUUUUUCUCUCUCUCUCCCUCCUUUCCUUUUUUUUUCUCCUCUAAAAAAAAAAAACAAUACUAUU
Crotalus tigris (Tiger rattlesnake) is the source of this 6312-nucleotide messenger RNA. It is a transcript of the gene KIF1B, whose product is annotated as kinesin family member 1B. Gene Ontology annotation, molecular function: microtubule binding; plus-end-directed microtubule motor activity; ATP binding. Gene Ontology annotation, cellular component: microtubule; dendrite; axon. Lineage: Eukaryota; Metazoa; Chordata; Lepidosauria; Squamata; Viperidae. The record is from RefSeq and is a predicted model, not a curated record. The transcript has 52 exons. The coding region runs from base 290 to 6064 and encodes 1924 amino acids. Gene Ontology annotation, biological process: vesicle-mediated transport; microtubule-based movement; cytoskeleton-dependent intracellular transport.